Molecule: messenger RNA, 2157 nt
Organism: Sabethes cyaneus
Lineage: Eukaryota; Metazoa; Arthropoda; Insecta; Diptera; Culicidae
Product: retinol dehydrogenase 12-like
Exons: 5
Coding region: 996-1976 (326 amino acids)
Source: RefSeq, a predicted model, not a curated record
UGUUUAGUUGGCGGAAAUCGUAAAACGUUCGGGCAGGCUAACCAAAAAACAUUUGGCAGUUUUAAUUAGUUUUAAUUAUCCUUACACGGAUGCGCUCGUGCUCAAAGCGGAAACGGUAUUCCAUUAUCGAUUGGGAGUUCAAAAAUCGAAUAUUGCUGGAUUUUUUUUCGCGUUCGCGUUCGGCCCCGGAGGUUACCUGUCCGGUAGGAGGCCACCACUUCGCUAGGGACUAUAUAAUUACUAUAUUACCGCCGUUAUAGACAGUCUCUAGGUGCAUGGUGGUGCAUAUUAGGUUCGGAACAAGCCGGUACGUGAUUGGAUUUGAAAUCGCAAAUUACUGACAUUGAGGUUGGCCGAGCUAAGGCUGGAUCGAACAACUAAGUUCGAGAGACUUACGCUGUGCGUAUGUUCUAUAUUUUUUUGCGAGCUGAGCUGUAUGUAGUUCCGAGAUUAAACAAUGUGCCCUAAUUAGUGGAUGAGUGAUUUUGAAGAUAUUGUUACAAUGAUUGAUCUGAGAAGAUUUUGUUUUUGCCUGAGAUUGUGUCUGUGCGUGUAGGUCGAUCCAAUGUGAUCUGAUUCACUAAAUAUAAAUUUAAUAAGUGCGAUUAUCUUGUCAAAUUAGUGAUCACGUUUUGUUCCCAAUUGUUGGUUGGUGCCCAAAGUGUUAAAUAAUUGGUAACACGUAUGCAAACUGGCUCGUAAAAUUUUGCCAUAAUAGCUCCCUUGAACUGACAAUUGGUGGAAUUUAAAUUCUGUCCAAUUCAUUGCACGUUAUUCGAUUGCAACUAUGUCGCUUUCAGUCGCUCUCUGAAAGAGCUACUGAUGGCCCCGAUUGUGUCGGGUGUAAGGCAUCUUGAAGGAAAAAUCAGUGCAUAUUUAAACCCACAAAGGAGAUAAUAAUCAAUCGAGGAGAAUUCAAACUUUGCCAGGAAGGCACCGGAUGACGCAGCUGCCCGUGGAAAACGAACCACGACUACCGCACGUUACGGGAUACAAUGGCUCACAAAACCGAUGACACGUUUAUGGUCGUCAGCAUUUGCCUGGCCGCCGGAAUAGUCAGUUUCGCGCUCGUGUACUUUGUAAGGAAAUACUUCCAAGGUGGUCAAUUCAAGAACAAAGACAUACGACUAGAUGCAAAGGUUGUCAUCAUUACCGGUGCAAAUUCAGGAAUCGGAAAGGAAACUGCCAUCGAAUGCGCCAAACGGGGUGCCCGCGUGUACAUGGGCUGCCGGGAUGUAAACCGCAUGGAGAAAGCCCGCCAGGAGAUUCUGGAUAAAUCCGGCAGUCAGAAUGUUUUCGGUCUUGAACUGGAUCUGGCUUCGCUCGAAUCGAUCAGGAAGUUCGUUCAAACUUUUCUGAGCAUGGAGCGAAGGCUGCACGUACUGAUCAACAACGCAGGGGUGAUGGCAUGCCCGAAGGGCUACACCAAGGAGGGGUUCGAGUUGCACUUCGGUACCAACCAUUUGGGACACUUUUACCUAACCAAUCUGCUGCUGGAGCUGUUGAAAAAGACAGCACCCAGUAGGGUAGUGACCGUUUCCAGUCUCGCUCAUCGCUGGGGACGAAUUAACAAGGAUGAUAUUAACGCGGAGAAAGAUUACCGGGAGUGGGAUGCGUACAUGCAGAGCAAACUGUGCAACGUUCUGUUCUCAAGGCAUCUGGCUCGAAAGCUACGAGGAACGGGUGUGAAUACGUACUGUUUGCAGCCGGGAAGGACUAGUACGGAGCUGACACGGAAUCUCAAUCGGUGCCUGAUGAUUGUAUCAAAACCAAUUCUCUGGGUAUUCUUCAAGUCGUCCAAAUCUGGAGCUCAGACAUCAUUAUAUUGCGCCAUGGAACCGUCGAUUGCGGGCCACACGGGAAAGUACUACAGCGAUUGUGAGCUUAAGGAUCUGGACCCACACGCGAAGGAUGAAAUGAUGGCUGAGUGGCUUUGGAAAAUUAGCGAAAAAAUGACCGGACUGAAUCAUCGAUAAACAAUGAUGCACUAUAGGAGCACCGUUAUCCUAUGAUUCUAAGGCAAUUUGCUUACGGCAGAUUACAAAAACCUAAUUCAAGUCAAUCGCAUGCAAAGGGGCUCCCGCUGUGCUGGGAAUGAUUGCAGAUGCAAAGAUUGAUUGUGUUUACUAGCGUUAAGUAAAUUAAAGUUCAUGAAUA